Dendrobium catenatum is the source of this 1425-nucleotide messenger RNA. RefSeq lists its product as uncharacterized. The transcript has a single exon. Bases 1 to 1425 code for a protein of 474 amino acids. The record is from RefSeq and is a predicted model, not a curated record. Lineage: Eukaryota; Viridiplantae; Streptophyta; Magnoliopsida; Asparagales; Orchidaceae.
AUGCCGGAGGGAACUUCCUCCCCUCCUUCACACAUGGAUUCUGUUCCUCCCUCUUCUUCUGGGUUCCCUCCUCUGGUUAACUCUCCUGGUUUGGCUAGAGUGAUCCCCAAGAGCUGGAACAAAAUGUUUGAGACCACAAAAUCUUCUCCAAAUCCUUUAAAGUUCUCGCACUUCCCCUCUGAGCCGGAUAUUAUCCCUUUUUCUGGGGAGAAAUUAUCACACGGUGGGGAAGAUUGGAAGCUAUGUAUGGUUGGCUACUCCAUAGGGAGACGGCCAUAUUAUGAAGCCCUGCUCUCUGCAGUUAAAAAAACCUGGAGCUUGAAAGGUGAAGUUCAGUUACUUUCUCUAAAUGAUGGCUUUUUCCUAUUCCGAUUCUCUUGUGUUGAUGAUUUUGAAUCGGUAUGGUCGAGAGGUGUUUGGUUUAUCUUGGGUAAACCAUUUGUUCUUCAAAAGUGGCACCCAAAAUUUGUCCCUAAAAAGGAAGAUUUUGCAUCGGUACCUAUUUGGGUGAAGAUACACGACCUGCCCCUUGCAUGUUGGAACUCCGAGGGAAUAUCGAGGAUCGCUAGCAAAAUCGGUAUAUCGGUUGCUGCUGAUAGCUUGACGGAGCAGAAAACAAGAUUGACCUAUGCCAGGAUCUGUGUUUUGGUGGACUGUCAUGCGGCUUAUCCGGAGGAGAUACAGGUUUCGCUGGAUGGGGAAGUGGUAUGUUUGAGAGUGCAGUACGAAUGGCAUCCUUCUCCUUGUCAGCACUAUAAGUCUUUAAUGCAUUUCUCUUCUUCAUGCUUGAAAAACCCGGAGAAAGCUUCCAAUGAUCAAGAAGCUGAAAAGGGUAAGACUUUGCAAAACAAUAGGGGUAGGAGUAUGAGCAGGAAGCCUCCUCGUAGACCCAACUCAAACCCUGGGUAUGUUGUGAAAAUGCCUAUUUCAAAAGCUGACAUUCAGGAAACUACUAAUCAUGUCCCUGCCAACAACAUUAUUGCUAUUCCUUCCUCUGUUACUGGACAAAAUCUUCACUACCAACCGCAUUCUCCUACCUCUAACAAACUAAACUCUAAAACUUAUGAUUUGGCGCUUAGUAAUACUCCUGUCAUUGGGGACCAGUUUAGUUUGGGCAUUCCAAAUCUCAACUCUCCUAACGCUGUGUCUUCUUCUUCUUCUACCAAUCUUCAAACCACUUCGGCUGGGCAGGUUUUUAUUUCUCCGAACAAAUUUGAUCUUCUAAAUGCAGAAGGAGAUAUGAAGGAUAAUUCUAAUAACUCGGGAGAGGACUUAGACAAUGAAGCUGCUAAUGUGGAUUUCUUAGGGAAGGAUAAAAAGCCUGUUAUGUUGGGCAAGCAAAAUAAGAAGAAUGAAACAACGACAGCCAAAAAACCUGCAAAGGGGAAGCAGGGGAAAAAACCCCAGAACAAACAAAACUCUUGA